AUGUACGAGCAAGCCGCCAAGAUCUCCAUCGAAGCACCCGAUGUAAGAGUAGCAGCCUUAUUGCACAUUAUCGGACAUGAUGCUUUAGACAUGUACGAUACUUUUGACUGGGGAGACCACCCUGAACACAAAGACAACAUUGAGAAAGUGCUUGAGCAAUUCAGGAACCGCCUAGUUUCCGAGAGCAAUGAGACCUUCGAACGCUACAAGUUCUUUAAGCGGAAUCAGGAACCAGAGGAAAUGAUCAAUGCCCACAUCUGGGACCGUCUAGUCCACGGAAUCCGUGAUGACUCCCUUCGUUUCAAACUGUUAGGGAAGAAGCAGCUCAGUCUAGCAAAAUACCUGGAAAUUCUUCGAUCCAGUCAGAUAACUUUUCAACGAGCACAAGAAUUUUCAGUUGAUGAAGCAGCACCUCUACACUCAGUCAGGUGUGGACCACCAUUCAAGAAUAGAAGGCUACCUCCAAAGAAAACCCAAGCGAAAGAGAGCAGCAAAUUCAAGCCUCAUGCACACAAAGGAGGAUACACGGGGAAGACAACUGACUCAAAGAAAUUGUGCAGUUACUGUGGUCUGAAUCAUACCCCACAGAAGUCAGCAUGUCCAGCUGCAGAUAAGACGUGUUUCAAAUGCAACAAAUUGGGGCAUUUUGCAAGAGUUUGCCGAUCGAAACAGACAUCCACUACUACAACCAAGAAACCGGUCAAGUAUGUAGAAGAACAGGAGGAAGUAGAGUAUGUAUGA
Messenger RNA from Corticium candelabrum, 741 nucleotides. RefSeq lists its product as uncharacterized. Gene Ontology annotation, molecular function: zinc ion binding; nucleic acid binding. Bases 1 to 741 code for a protein of 246 amino acids. Lineage: Eukaryota; Metazoa; Porifera; Homoscleromorpha; Homosclerophorida; Plakinidae. The record is from RefSeq and is a predicted model, not a curated record. The transcript is spliced from 2 exons.